GGUUGGGCGGAAGGGCGGUUCUAAGAGACGUCACUUUCCGUUCCUCUCGUGCUCCGUGUGACUCUCACUUGCUCCCCCGGGAACGAGGACUAGCUGUUUUGGAAUAGCGGGAAGGAAAACUACCGGACGAGGCCGGGACAGGGACGGUGUUGGGUAGAUAUCCAUGGUGACCACGCUGGUGGUUGUCCGUUUCCGGGGUCAGACUGAGGCUAGCUGUGCCAACGGUGGGACUGAAGCAGAGACAGAGGAGAAUCCCCUGUUCCCAUGGCAGACGCAGUACAGAAGAAGCUCCAGGGGGAGCUGGAGAAAUACCAGCAGCUGCAGAAAGACCUCAGCAAGUGUAUGAACGCCCGGCAAAAACUAGAGGCUCAGCUGACUGAGAAUAACAUUGUGAAGGAGGAACUGGACCUCCUGGACUCGUCUAACUCUGUCUACAAGCUGAUAGGGCCUGUAUUGGUGAAACAGGACACAGAUGAGGCCAAGGCGACUGUUGGGAAAAGGCUGGAUUACAUCACAGGAGAAAUCAAGCGCUACGAUUCACAGAUGCAGGAGUACGAGAAGAAGUCAGAGCAGCAGCGGGAGACCCUGGCACGGCUGCAGCAGGAGUUCCAGAAAGCCCAGGCCAAGGGGGCCAUCAAGGCGUGAACGCUUGCCAGAACUGUGUGGAUGGGUGGGGGGGUGGGGCGGGCUCUGUGUGUCCUAGUUCGUACUGUGUUUGUCUGAAAUAAACUUGGGGACAUCCAAUCUCUGCUCAUUCUUGUUGUCAGUGCCUCCUCCACAAUGGAUGGCUUUGUGACUCCUCCCUCGCAGUCCUUGGUAUUCAGGAGUGGGGAGAGAAGCCACCUAAAUGCCACACUGACAGGCCCCACACUCCUUGAAAUGAGAGCCAACGGAUGCUGAAAUGGAGCAGUGAGUGGAAGGGGUCUGCUGGGCUGAAGGGCCUGAUUGCCCAAAUGUGGUCUCCUGCAACAUGGAGUUGUCAUGCAAACCCAGCUUAUGAUACAAAAUUCCCAAAUGCUACUCCCCACCAUAGAGCACCUAUACCCAAGAUGGCCCUACCAUUUCUUAUCUCUGGGGCAUACUUGCAUUGAAGUUAAACAUUUAACUCUCUUGUUCCAAGUUUCUGCAAACUGCUUCUUUGUGGAAGUUGGGUCCCAGGUUUCUCUAUGAAAAGUUGAAUCUCCCCAGCAGAGACGUGGGUGGUGCCAGUGUUCCCUGUAACAGGGGUUCCCAGAUGUUAUUGAAUACAACUCCUAUCAUCCCCAGCCAAAGUCCUUUGCAGCUGGGAAUGAUAGGAGUGGUAGUCCACAUUUGGGAAUCCCUGUUACAGGAGACACAGGUGCCGUGCCAUUAGGCAUGGACCUGGGAGUCCAGGUCCAUGUGCACACUCUGCUUGAGAGAACCCCAAAAUUUUCCCCCAGGGAAAAGAGGUCGUCUUUUAUAUUUCCAGAAUGGCUUGGCCUAGAUUUUUAAAAUUUGGCACAGAGGUAGGACAGGUUAGCAGUACUCUGUGUUUUGAUUUUGAAGUGGCUCAGUCAAUCUGUUUGUUUCUAAUUUUAAAAAAUGUUUCCAAAAAUGCCUAUGGACGAUCAUUCCACCUCCCCUAUGAAGGAAUCUGCCUUUUGCUUUCAUUAAAAAAUUUGCAACAUCCUGCCCCCUCCCUUUUUUUGUCCAACCCUUUAUAUUUCUAGAAUGUCUGGGCUUAGUUCUGAAAUUGGGCAUAUAUGUAGCCCAAGAUGGCAGGAGUCUUUUUUAUUAUUAUUUCAAGGGAAUCAGUCAGUCCUGUUAUUUUUUUUUAAUGCAUUUCCCCCCUACUGCAGUAAAUCUGCCAGAGUUAUCUCUAUCCAUAGCGUACUUCACACGUGAAAGUGGAACUGUUACAUCUGAAUAAACAAACUAUUAUUUUUUACACAUG
Messenger RNA from Hemicordylus capensis (graceful crag lizard), 1915 nucleotides. RefSeq names its product prefoldin subunit 6 (gene PFDN6). The record is from RefSeq and is a predicted model, not a curated record. The transcript is spliced from 5 exons. Gene Ontology annotation, biological process: protein folding; chaperone-mediated protein complex assembly. The coding region runs from base 265 to 645 and encodes 126 amino acids. Gene Ontology annotation, molecular function: protein-folding chaperone binding. Gene Ontology annotation, cellular component: cytoplasm; prefoldin complex. NCBI's taxonomy places the organism in Eukaryota, Metazoa, Chordata, Lepidosauria, Squamata, Cordylidae.